CCCUCAUGACGACCCGUAGCUUACCUUCUUCGCGCAUGCGCACCUUUCCUCCACUAACAACCGUAACAUGGCUAUCGUUGGAUUCCGACGAUGGGCCCAAGCCCUUUCAAAGGGGCAAGGCCCCGGCAUUUCUGCUCUUCUUUCUGGGUCCAGGGCAGCCUCUGGUCCUGCAAAGGGUGACUUACCAGGUGCGUACCCGAAAACUCCAGAGGAGAGGGCUGUUGCAGCCAAGAAGUACAGCCUGACAGUUGCAGACUAUGAGCCUUAUCCUGACCAAGGAGAAGGAUAUGGUGAUUAUCCAAAUCUUCCAAGUCGAUCCCAGCACGAGAGAGACCCAUGGUAUGAUUGGGACCACCCUGACCUGAGGAGGAACUGGGGAGAGCCGAUGCACUGGGACUUCGACAUUUACACCCGUAACCGUGUGGACACAUCGCCCACCGUUGUGUCCUGGUCCUCCAUGUGCAAGCAGCUGUUCGGUUUCAUCGGCUUCAUGUUGUUCAUGUUCUACCUUGGGGAGAAAUUCCCAAGUUACCAACCUAUUGCACCAAAACAAUAUCCGUACAACGACCUGUACUUGGAGAAAGGUGGAGAUCCUGAAAAACAGCCAGAGGAAGUCAAGCAUUAUGAAAUAUAAAUGCUACAAUCCUAUUCUAUGUGUACAUAUAUUACUGUCAAGAAUAAAAUGCUAACAGUUA
Nerophis lumbriciformis (worm pipefish) is the source of this 695-nucleotide messenger RNA. RefSeq names its product NADH:ubiquinone oxidoreductase subunit B8 (gene ndufb8). The record is from RefSeq and is a predicted model, not a curated record. Gene Ontology annotation, biological process: mitochondrial electron transport, NADH to ubiquinone. NCBI's taxonomy places the organism in Eukaryota, Metazoa, Chordata, Actinopteri, Syngnathiformes, Syngnathidae. Gene Ontology annotation, cellular component: respiratory chain complex I; mitochondrion.